Messenger RNA from Fomitopsis serialis, 852 nucleotides. Its product is annotated as eukaryotic rRNA processing. The record is from RefSeq and is a predicted model, not a curated record. Lineage: Eukaryota; Fungi; Basidiomycota; Agaricomycetes; Polyporales; Fomitopsidaceae. The coding region runs from base 1 to 852 and encodes 283 amino acids. Gene Ontology annotation, biological process: rRNA processing; ribosomal large subunit biogenesis. Gene Ontology annotation, cellular component: preribosome, large subunit precursor; nucleolus; nuclear periphery. The transcript is spliced from 4 exons.
AUGUCUCACUCAAGUGGGUCUGACGCAGAGUCCACGGGACAUGUCUCGGAAGAGGAGGUUUUCGCGGUCGACCAGCUCUCCGACGCAGAGUCUGUAUAUGAGGAUGUUGUACCGCAGCAGAAGGUUGAGAUCGACAACAAGGUUGCUCUCGAACGGAUUCGGGAAACCAUGAAACUACCCUCAACGCUUCCAUGGACAGAAACAUUGACCGUGACCUACCCAGAGACAAUAGACGUCGAUGUAGAUGAUGAUCUCAACCGAGAGCUCGCUUUCUACAAGCAAGCCAUCCACGGUGCACAGCUCGCCAAGUCGCUCGCCGCAAAGCACAGUCUGGCCUUCACACGACCGCCAGAUUACUUCGCCGAGAUGGUUAAGUCGGACGCCCACAUGGAGCGCAUCCGGCAACGUCUGCUCGACGAGGGCGCGUCGAUCAAGCGGAGCGAGGAGAAGCGGAAGGAGAGGGAAGGGAAGAAGUACGGGAAGCAGGUGCAGAUGGAGAAGCUGCAGGAGCGGGAGCGGAGCAAGAAGGAUAUGGAGGAGCGGCUCAAGGGUCUUAAGCGAAGAAGACGACGGCGGUUUGAUGUCGCAGUGGAGGACGCCAUCUCCGACCGCCCUGCAAAACGCACAAAGGGCGCCGGCCCUGGAGGCAAGAAGUUGCCCCGGCAAGCGCGAGACCAGAAGUUUGGUUUCGGUGGGUCCAGGAAACAUGCGAAGCAGAAUACGAAGGCCUCCACGGAUAACUUCGAUGCUAGUAGUGCAGGUCGCGGGAACGCGAGGGGUGGGAAGGGCGCGAAGGGCGCUGCAAAAAGACCUGGUAAAGGUAGACGCAUGGCUGCUCGCAGUCGCUCGUAG